AUGCAGCCCGCAGAUAUUUUCGUAGGAUCCAUUGAUCAGGGCACCACCAGCUCCCGAUUUCUGAUCUUCAAUCGAGACGGUGAGCCCGUGGCCUCCCACCAAGUCGAAUUCACACAGAUCUAUCCCAAUCCAGGGUGGCAUGAGCACGAUCCACUGGAGCUCGUUUCGUCCGUUGAGACCUGCAUUGAGGAGGCGGUCAAACAGUUCGAAUCGACAGGCUACUCCCAGUACAGCAUCAAGGGGAUCGGUAUCACAAACCAGCGGGAAACGACCGUCGUUUGGGACCAUGAGACUGGCGAGCCUCUUUACAACGCCAUCGUCUGGACUGAUACCCGCUCACAGACCAUCGUACACGAGCUCAAACAGAAAUGGGAAGCAUCGCAACUACAGCAGAUCUGCGGUCUCCCUCUCUCCACCUAUUCCUCGUCUUCAAAACUUCUGUGGAUGCUAUCCAACGUCCCAAAAGUGAAAGAUGCAUACCAGCGAGGCACGUUAGCAUUUGGAACGGUGGACGCAUGGCUUGUGUACCGUUUGAAUGGUGGAGCAGCAGCAAACGUGUUCGUAUCCGAUCCUACAAACGCCUCACGGACGAUGUUCAUGAAUCUUGAGACUCUGCAAUACGACAACUUCCUUCUGGACUUCUUUGGUAUUAGAGGAAGGGUCCAUCUACCCAAGAUUGUGCCUUCCUCAGACACCAAGGCCUACGGAAAAUUGGCAUCUGGAAUCCUCGCUGGCGUUUCCAUCAUGGGCUGUCUCGGUGACCAGUCGUCGGCACUUGUCGGUCAGAAGCGAUUCUCACCGGGCAUGGCAAAGAACACUUACGGAACAGGGUGUUUCCUCCUCUACAACGUCGGCGACAAGCCAGUCAUUUCGAAGCAUGGUCUGCUAGCCACUGUCGCUUAUCAUUUCGAUGGUAAAGCAGUGUAUGCUCUUGAGGGCAGCAUUGCGGUUGCCGGAUCUGGCAUCAAGUUUCUACAAAAUAACCUCAACUUCUUCGGGGAUUCCAAGGAGGUGAAUGAUCUUGCCAUGACGGUCGAGGAUAACGGCGGCUGUGUGUUUGUCACGGCUUUCAGUGGUCUUUUUGCGCCGUACUGGAUUGACGAUGCGAAGGGAACGAUGUUUGGGAUUACACAGUACACUCAGAAGGGGCAUAUCGCACGAGCAACGCUGGAGGCUACUUGCUUCCAAACCAAAGCUAUUCUAGAUGCAAUGGAGAAAGAUAGCGGGCACGCGCUCUCGGAACUGGCCGUUGACGGCGGUGUUAGCAAUUCAGAUCUGGCUAUGCAGAUUCAAGCAGACCUGAUUUCAAUUCCGGUGUACCGCCCCAAGAUGCGCGAAACUACAGCACUAGGUGCCGCAAUAGCUGCUGGACUCGCGGUUGGAAUGUGGAGAAACUUCGCCGAGCUGCGGGAUAUUAAUCGUGCUGGAGGCGCCGUCUUUGAGCCCAAGAUUAGCCGGGAAGCAAGCGCUCAGUCUUUCUCCCGGUGGGAGAAGGCUGUCGGAAUGUCCAAGGGCUGGGUCGGAGGCGAGCAAGUGCCUCCCGUGCAAGCCGUGCAACCUAUUCCAAAGGAAAGCAAGGAAGACGCCCCCGAGGUUGGAACGAAUCACACCACCAUGAAGGUUGCGCCGGCGAAGCUUAACGGAGAGAUCGUGCCACCCAAGGUUCCCUUGAUUAGUAUAUCCGGGGACCUAGACGAUGCCGACGAGGAGGAGUUGUAUCUGGAGCUCCGGAAGGUGGAAAUCUUACAGCGGCUCAAGAAACUUCGAAAACUCAAGAUUUCCUUUUUCUGA
Aspergillus clavatus NRRL 1 is the source of this 1791-nucleotide messenger RNA. RefSeq names its product glycerol kinase. The record is from RefSeq and is a predicted model, not a curated record. Gene Ontology annotation, biological process: glycerol-3-phosphate biosynthetic process; triglyceride metabolic process; glycerol metabolic process. Bases 1 to 1791 code for a protein of 596 amino acids. The transcript is spliced from 4 exons. Gene Ontology annotation, cellular component: mitochondrion. Gene Ontology annotation, molecular function: glycerol kinase activity. Lineage: Eukaryota; Fungi; Ascomycota; Eurotiomycetes; Eurotiales; Aspergillaceae.